Seminavis robusta is the source of this 5058-nucleotide messenger RNA. NCBI's taxonomy places the organism in Eukaryota, Bacillariophyta, Bacillariophyceae, Naviculales, Naviculaceae. The record is from the annotation of a GenBank genome assembly.
CGAUCACAUGCUUUCCCAUUGUUUCUAAAUCUCUGACCUUGCACAAUGCCAGUAUGAACCCUCAAUAGAUCAUCAAUACAGUAAUUAUGUUCCAGCGAAGCACUGUCUUCGGGUUAUGGUAGUACUCACGAGGGCAAAUAUCGAAAAUGAUUUUCUCCAUCCCCCAAUAUCCAGCUACUACGGUAGUGCUGGCAAUACCUGUUUGAUACUGGAAGAAAGCCAGGAAACCCACAAAACCGAAGGUGAAUAACUCGCUAUGCAAGUAGUGGAGUAGCACAGAGUAGUGAGAGAGAUGCCACCAUAGGCAAAAACCAUGAGCGAGAAGGAGACCAACAAAGAAACGACGGCGGCAAUGGCGGAGUCGGACGCUGCCGAGAAGAAAAAGUCGGUGUCAGGUGGAGGCAUGGCAAAAGUCGGAGCCUUCCCCGUAUCGCCUUCUAGUGAAGCACAAGCGCCACCCAGGAUGGAGAAACAGCCCACAAUUGCACGCAUCGACGACGCCGAUGAUUGUCAGGAUGAUGAAGCCAAGACUGAAGAAGCAAGUAAUGUUGCCAAGAGAGCAACGGAUGACCAACCCAACACAGAAGCAGCUAUUUCCAAAGCAGCGUACGGAACAAACGGUCACAGCCUCCACGAGGGAAUUUCCAAAGAGGCGUACUGUGGUCACAGUGCUGACAAUCCGGACGAUGUAGGCACCUCUGGCAACUCGAACGUCAAAGAGGCAUACCGAAGUAAAAAAUCGGAUGCUGAUGAGAAGAAAAAGUCUGUGUCAGAUGGAGGCGUGGCAAGAGCGGGAGCCUUUGCUGUAGUGCCUUCUAGUGAAGCACAAGCGCCACCCAGGAUGGAGAAACAGCCCACAAUUGCACGCAUCGACGAGGCCAGUGAUUGUCAGGACGAUGAAGCCAAGACUGAAGAAGCAAGUAAUCUUGCAAAGAGAGCAAACAAUGACCAUCCCGACCCAGAAGAAGCUAUUUCCAAAGCAGCGUACCGAAUGAGUGGUCACAGCCACCACGAAGGAAUUUCCAAAGAUGCAUACCGUGGUCAAAGUGCUGGCAAUUCGGACGACGCCGUUGCCAGGGGCAACUCGGACGUCAAAGACUCAUACCGAAGUAAUAACGGUCGCAGCUCUCCAGACAAUGUUAUUGCCAGAGGCACUCCCGACAAUGCUAUUGGACGUCAUCCCGUGUUGCACAGUCUGCAUAGUCUGCAUUUGAUCAAUCAGUACAGCGAGGCGCUGUCAGACGUGGAGGAUAUCAUGCCUCUCCCCUCCCUGGCGCCACCCCCGGCUCCUUCCAAUCCGGGAGCCUUUCCCGUAGAACGAGCACCCAGUCGCAAUUUGCGAUUGCAAAUUCCAUCGUUCAAUCGUCGUCGACGGUCGUCCGGUAACCUACUACACUUGAUGACUCGACGAUCCUCGGGUAACCUAAUGGGAGGACCAAGAACAUCUCGAGGUCAGGACGGGAUUACAUCCUCCUAUAUUGCCACCAAUGUCACGGCGCGUCUUGUUACAGAUGAAGACGACAAUGAAAUGCUACGCAAUCAAUUGGAGAGUUUCCGCAAUUUGCCGACGGCUGAAAUCGUCACGCAAAAUGAAAACGCUGCGAAAAUUGUCAAAUGCGCCGCCGUGGGGAUAGCCGCCGUCCUCAUUGUUGUGAUUGUUGUCGUUGGAGUUGUGGUGGCCACCAACGGUGGUGACGACAACCCCGAUGUUGUGAUUUUUGGAUCCGAUGGUACGAUGAUCGGGUCCACCAUCGAUAAUAGCAGCAGCAGCACAACAAGUGACGCCUUACUACAACCUACCUUGAAAAUGGUCCGAGAACGAGGUUCCCUUCGAUGCCGCGGGGAAAAUUAUGAAAUGGCACAAGGCCACGGAUUGAGUGUCGAGCUCUGCAAGGCACUGUCGGCGGCCCUCUUUGGUCAAGACACGAGCAACAAUCGCACCGAGUACGUCUUCAUGACAUUUCGAGAUCUUUGGAAUGCCCUCGAUAAUACCACGGUCGAUGUCUCCACCGGACAAGUCACUUACAACAUGGCACGAGAUGUAUAUGAAGAAGCCUCCCAAAUGCCAAAAUCGUUUUCCGCCCCCUGGUAUUAUACCGGAGCCGUCGUGGCAGGGCCUGCCGAUUUGGUCGAUUGUGCCAAUCGCGGAGAUACACUGACCGGUGUUUGUAAAGAUUUGAUUGUCUGUACGGACGAAGGAUCGACGACCAAUGAUAUCAUUCAGGAACUUUUGGACGGAUCGGCCAUUCAUUUGGUGAAUGGUGUCGAGAAUUUAUUCCCGGCAAUCUACGAAGGCAGUUGCAACGUGUUGGCGGGAGAGCCACAAUACAUUACCGAAGAUCGGGUCCGGAGUCAAGGAUACACCGGGGAUUACGUCAUGGGAUCCGUCUUUUUUUCCAAAGAUCCAUUGGCCAUGGCAACCCGCGGCGACGAUCCACUGUGGACGGACUUUUGCAAUGCCGUGUUGCAAGCACUGUUGACGGCCGAGUCGCAACACAUUACCCAAGCCAAUGCCAGUUUAUUCCCCCAAACCGAAUUGUUUGGACCCGACAUGAAAGACAUGUUCCGUCACGCCAUUUCUGCCGUGGGCAACUGGGGGGAAAUGUUUGACCGCACGUUCGGACUCAAAUCGGAACGGACAGGAAGAAACCUGCUGAACCAGCCAGAAGACGAAGGCGGUCUUUUGUUCUCUCUUCCAUUAUCCGUAUUGGACUUUAAUCCACAAUUCCAAGAUGAAGUCCUUCCGAGCGUGCUUGCAAAUGAUACGUUGGAAGCCAUUGGUCAACGACAUUUCUUGAGGUGUGGAAUCCUGCCCAACCGGCCAGGCUUUGUGGACGAGGUUGCCACUUCCAACAGCAGCAGCUCCUCAGAAGAAACGGAACAAAUGUUCUUACACAAUAAUCGAACGUGGACUGGAAUGGACAUUGACCUGUGCCGCUGUUUGUCGGCGGCAUUAUUUGAUGAUCCCGAUAUCAUUGAGUUUGUACCUUUGGAGGACCCAGUGUCAGGUUUUACGGCUCUUGCCGGAGACAUCGUGGAUGUGGUUGUUGGCAUUCCCUAUACAUUGGAAGCGGACAUUUUGGAGCCAUCCACAAAGCAGGGUUAUCAGUUCAGCCCAACCUACUUUUAUGGUGAUAAUGGUGAUAUGAUGCUUUCGAUGGUCACCAGUCAAAAUGCAACGCAAUGGUCCGACUUUGUACGAUGGAUUGUGUAUGGUUUGAUCCAUGCCGAAGAGGAGGGAAUUGGGAUGAAUGAUGCCGCUACGAUGCCCACGGUAGACCUGUUUGGUCCAACCUACAAGCUCAUGUUUCGGUUGAUGGUGUUGCACUUUGGAAACUACGGUGAUCUAUACCAAAAGCAUUUGGAAACGCUGAUACCAAGGACAGGACACAAUCUUUUGAACAAUGGAAGCACACCGUUGCUCAAUCCACUUCCCAUGGCUCAAUUUAUUUAGAACUUUCGAGAAAGUUGGAAUUGUUCCAGCUAGCUAGCUAGAGUACUGUAGAUUGUCGAGAUCUGGCGGCCCGGUUAAAGCUUUGAGCAAAAAGGUUGCUCGCAUUGGUUUGUUGAACUCCAAAUCCAAUUUUAGGCAGGUGAAAGAGUGUUUGGACUGGAGAGUGUGUGGGGUUGUCCCGCAUGAAACAAAGCUAUCGUGGUAGCACGAUGAGAGUCGAGUCGAGUGACAGUCAUGCCAUACCUGGUACAAGGCUGUCAGGAUCGCGGCAUCGAUGUACCGUACGGUAGGGAUGCGCAGAGGAUUAGUUUAGUGUCUGAUGUUCCUGCCCCGAGAAACGAAAGGGGGCACUCGCUCGGAAGGAUUUGCGCGAGGAGACGACCCUUCUGAAAAUGACGCUGCAUCCUUGUGCUUCGCUUUGUCGUUGAAUUGAAGGCACUUUCAACUACCGUACGUCUAUCCAUCUAUCUAUCUAUCUAUCAAGACGGACUACUCAAAUAAUUGUUCGAUUUCGCUACUACCGGUAGUAAAGUACCGUAAGGCAUUCCAAAGGAAAGAGAAAGUGGUUUUCAAUGCCUGAUACAAGGCGACCAUGGUCAUGAGUUGCGCUCCAGUUCCCAAGGCCCCGUUUUUUGUUGGCUCGACCCCGGGGUAAUUGCCAUACGUACGAUGGGGAACUACGGGAAGCCGUUCUGCCGCCUUGGUCGUAUACCAGUGAAUCAAGUCGUUGGGCGGCAAAAACGAGAUGGGGUGCAACAAAUGGUGCAUUUGUGGCGACUGUUCUGGAGUGUUGACAAGCACAAUCUGUUGGACCAGUCGCAGUCCUUGCACGAGCCACGGAUUCUUCUCGUUGUUGUUUUCGUGGGCAUGCUGUUGAGAGGCGGCGGCCACGGCAAAGAGUCGCUGCCACGGCGCCAGCAUGGGACGGUUGUUGCUACUAAUGGUGUACGUUGUGGUGGUGCUCUUGAAUGACACUCGUUGCGUUGUUUUAUUGUUGUUGCGGUUGUUGGCACUACUCCGAUUGCUCAAACUGCUCCGCAUCUUUUUGGCCGUGUGUUGUUUCUUGUUGUCAGUAGUAGAAACACCAGAGGUGGGGUUUUCUUGUGACGAGACCAACGAGCCAUCGGCAAUGCGCAACUCCUGGAGUAGACUGCAAAAGACUUGUAGAAAAAGCUGUCGACACGAUGCUCUCAUUCUGUUUGUCGCAGUCGUCUGCUGUCCUCCAAAGAGCAUUCUCUGCCACACACAAAAGACGGCAUCGACGUUCGAGUCUUCGUCAUCAUUCUUGUGUUGCCGCAACGAGUCUCUUGCCCAGUCUGCAAUCCAUUGAUCGGGAGCCGGUGGUGUCUUUUGCUUCUUUUUGGUCUUGGUGGCUUUUCUCGUUGUCGCAGUAGAAGUUUGCUUCAUUUUGUGUGCGACAUCAAACGCAAAGGAGACUUGCUGCACCAAAUGAUUUGUCAAGGCAUCCAAUGCCGUCUUGUUUUUGUUAUUGUUGGCAAUUCGAAUGGCCAUGGUCAUCAUGGCGUCCAAAUGCUCUCGUUGCUUCGAUUGGACCUCCAUCAUACUACUACUAGUAGUAGUAGUAGUAGAAGUCGGUGUAGCAC